ACGAAGCAACUCUAUCUCCUCGGUGUUUAAACCAAAGGGAUCACAUAACGCCACAGAAAGAGGAGUAGACAAAUAAUAAUACACUAGCAGUCUGUGUUCACAAGAGGCGGACCAAAAAGCAAGGUGUGUAAUUAAGAAAAAGAAGAGGCUAUACUGGUAAUUGGUAGAAAAUGGAGGGAAAGAGUGGUAGUAGUGUGAUGAUGAAGAAGAAGAAAAGUAGUGAAGGGCAUGGUGAGGUGAUAGACGGUUCAGAUAUAAUGGAGUUGGUUGAGAACAAGGAGGUGUUUCGUAAGUUUGUGGAACAUAAGUUCCAAGAACUCGAUACAGACCUUGACGGUGCCCUCUCUGUCAACGAGUUACAACCUGCUGUCGCUGAUAUUGGUGCUGCUCUCGGCUUGCCUGCCAAGGGUUCUUCUCCCGAUUCUGAUCAUAUCUAUUCUGAGGUUUUGAAUGAAUUCACCCAUGGCAAACAAAAAAAAGUGAGCAAGACCGAAUUCAAAGAAGUUCUUUCGGAUAUUCUAAUAGGCAUGGCUGCCGGUUUGAAGAGAGACCCUGUUGUGAUCCUUCGUAUCGAUGGCGAAGACCUCUUGGAGUUCAUUAGGAGCCCGAGUUUUGAAAUAGAGAUGGCUUCCUUGUUUUCAGAACUAGACUUGCCUGAUGGAUCCCUCCAAUAUUACAUUAUCAAGGCUCUAGAAAAACUCACCGUCGAACAAGGGAUGCCCCCUGCUUCAGACUCUUGGGUUAUGAACAACAUCGUGGAGCCAGUGCUGCUAUCUUGUGGUGUUGAUCAUGGACAACCCAUCUCUCAGGAGGCAUUUUUGGUGGAGUUUAAGAAAGUAGCCGAGUGUGUCGCUCAACGUCUCAAGGAACAACCUGUAAUUGUUGCCCACAGUGAGAACACCUUUAAUGGAAGUGGCAUCAAAAGACUCUUAUCUAACAAAUUUGAAUUGAACAAGACACUGGAUGUAGCAUUGAAAGACGUGCCAAGAGAUCGCCACGGGAAAAUGUCCAAGGACUAUUUGCGCAAGGCACUGGAUGUGGUGGCCCCAUCCGCAGGUUUACCACCAUUGGGAGCAGUUGAUGAGAUGUUUUUCACCCAACACAACCCAAAACAGAGAGCUAGAGAGAGAAAGAGAAGAGACCAAAGAAAUCCGAGGUCGGCGGGAUGGCUCGGUCUCGGAUGAUGGCGGCUUGUGCGCGGAGGACUCGGCUAUGAUGAGAGCUCGAUUGACUCGGUCGUGAACAGUGGAGGCUGCGGCGAGCUCAAGAAGGCUCGGCGGUGAACUGUGGAUGACUGUGUGCUUGAAACAAGGACGACGAUGUGCUCGGCUAUGGAGAUGGCGGAAUGGGCCGGCGAGUUUGGAAUGGACGGUAGAAUGGACCGGCGAGCAAGGUGAGCUGAAUGGCGGGCAAGGCGGUGACAACGAUAGACUGACGCAACGGUGCAGAGAAGUGCGAUAUAUAUGGCCGACGGAUCUAGCGGGUGGUGCAACGGCUAUGAUGGAGUUAUAACAGGAGACCCAUCGAUCCCAGUAACAGAUUCCUUGGCUUAUCCAAACACUCCUCAGACGACAUCUACCACUUCGAUACCAGCCACAAAUUCCUCGACUUCAUCGUCCCUUUCAGUCAAUCAAUUCGCGCGGAUGGGAUAAACUGCAAAAAAAAUCUAUAGUUCAGGGGAGUAAAUUGCACAUACCCCAAUAGUUCAGGGGGGUUUUUUGCCACUUUUAUAGUUCUGGGGGGUUUCUUGCACAUACCCCAAAUAGUUCAAGGGGGGUUUUUUGCAACUUUUAUAGUUCAGGGAGGUUUUUUGCACAUACCCCAAUAGUUCAGGGGGGUUUAAUGCACUUUACCCUUAAAAUUAUUUGAUUGUUUAAUCUGAAUGAGUAAGUGCACUGGGUGAAUAAGGCUAUCUUGAUUAGUGUCAUUUAUGCAAACAUAUCUGUCUUAGGGUCUUGUUACUAGCUAGUAAAUUUGAGUGACCUUUAAAAU
Molecule: messenger RNA, 1992 nt
Organism: Cornus florida
Lineage: Eukaryota; Viridiplantae; Streptophyta; Magnoliopsida; Cornales; Cornaceae
Exons: 5
Coding region: 171-1184 (337 amino acids)
Molecular function (GO): calcium ion binding
Source: RefSeq, a predicted model, not a curated record